AUGACGAAUCAAGUCAAAACCAAGUUAAUUGGUGGCUCGCCAAUAACGAGUGAAGUUGCUGUCGAACUUCGAACUGCUGUUUUUGGGACAACAACUGCUCCGCCACGAGGCGAAUGGACAAGAACGCCUCUCGCUUUCGGACAAGCUGCACAGCAUGUGUUUCCAAAAAUCAAGCAACCAUAUUUUCAGGAGUUGCCGUACGGAUUGCGAUGUCCCCGAAAUGCCACAAGAGGUCUUCAGUCGGUCGUUCAAGCAUUUAUCAUCAAGCAAUUUCUCUUUGAUAAUCGUCCGAAGCAGAAAUCUUUGCCGCUGGAUCAGAUGUUGAAGCCGACGGAAGCGGAACAACAACAAUCUCUAUGGACUGCAAUUGCGGAAAUUCUGUGGAAUAUUGGAGAAAAGCAAAAAGUAAUUUUGGGACUUCCGGGUGACAUUCCCCAUAUUCAACAUAGUCAUUCGUAUUUCGCGGAUGGAGUGACAGAAAAGUUGUAUUUGUUUGAAUUUACGUCGAAAGAAGAGUUGCAGAUUUUCCUCAAGCGAUAUUUGUACUUUUUCACUGAAGAUCCCGGAGCAGGAGCGAUGCUUUUGUUAUACUCAGCUGUGUUCACACGAGGAAUUCCAAAAGUUAAAACUGAUCUCGACGCGAGUAAAGGAGCUUAUUUGUUAGGACAUCAUGAGGAAGGUUCCUUGAAUAUAGUGACGUUACUGUUAAGCGGAAGAGCAACGCCAUAUCUCCAUAAUGGUGUCGUUUACGUCGGAGAUGAAGAUCAUUAUGCUUUGCCGCAAUUUGGGGUGUUAGCAAGAGCAACAAUUGGAUUUCUUGUGUUUGAAGGAGAAAAUGAGCAUCUGAAGGGGUCGAGUCGUCAACCGGGAAGUCGUCUCAAGACUCCCGCAUAUCCGAUUUGGGUCACUUUGUGUUGCGGGCAUUACGGCGUCCUCUUCAAUUCAAAUCGUGAACUGCUGCGUAACUAUCAUGCAGAGAAACGAUUUGAAUUACAUUAUUACACAUGUGCCGGAAAUUGUGUUUCGAUGACUGUGGAUAAUAGGGCGCAAGAUUUUUGCCCAUUAACGGCUAUCCAAAGACAAUCGUCUAGCACAAAUUCCAAGGAUAAACACGAAGAAAUGACAAACGCUUCGCCACUCGAACGUCUCAUUCACUGCAAAUGGCCCGAAGCAAAAGUACAAUUUCAAUCGGGACAACCGCCAUCCCUCAAUUACUAAAACCGAGAGAACGAGAGACGAGAGCUAACAGCAAAAAAAUAGAGAAAAAAUGUUACAUUUUAGCGCAAAGUCAAGGAACAUAAAAAAUGUUCUCACUUUUCAAAUAGUGCCAUAUUACUCACAAAUUUAGCGAAAAAAAAAAUAGAAAAGCUCAAUAAAAUAGUCGAAAAGUAGAAUUUUUUCCAAAAUAAUAACAAUAACUUCUUAGCGAGACAACGAUAAACAACAACACUCAACUUUAUUAACCGAAACUUGAAGUGUGAUUAAAAUAGAUCGAGAAUUUAUUUUUCAACACCCUCAACUAUCUUUUAUGGUUGGCAAGCACGAAAGCGAUUUGUUAUGAAAAA
Messenger RNA from Culicoides brevitarsis, 1565 nucleotides. Its product is annotated as inactive ubiquitin carboxyl-terminal hydrolase MINDY-4B. Bases 1 to 1218 code for a protein of 405 amino acids. The transcript has 11 exons. The record is from RefSeq and is a predicted model, not a curated record. NCBI's taxonomy places the organism in Eukaryota, Metazoa, Arthropoda, Insecta, Diptera, Ceratopogonidae. Gene Ontology annotation, molecular function: cysteine-type deubiquitinase activity; K48-linked deubiquitinase activity. Gene Ontology annotation, biological process: protein K48-linked deubiquitination.